Malaclemys terrapin pileata is the source of this 2068-nucleotide messenger RNA. RefSeq lists its product as uncharacterized. The coding region runs from base 647 to 1507 and encodes 286 amino acids. The record is from RefSeq and is a predicted model, not a curated record. The transcript is spliced from 2 exons. Lineage: Eukaryota; Metazoa; Chordata; Testudines; Emydidae.
GAAAGCUUAUGCUCUAAUAAAUUUGUUAGUCGCUAGAGAUCUUGUAGGUGCUUGUCUCUGUCUGAGGGAUUGGAGCAAAUGUGGUUGUAUCUUAGGGCUUGGCUGUAGACAAUGGAUCGUGUGAUGUGGUCUGGAUGGAAGCUGGAGGCUUGUAGGUACGUAUAGUGGUCAGUAGGUUUCCGGUAUAGGGUGGUGGUUAUGGGACCAUCGUUUAUUAGCUUAUUAUUAUUAUUGCUGUGAUUCCUGCUAUUAGGGAUCAUCUCUCACAAUGGUUGGCUUGCCUAGGUGACAAGAUAGAGCACCCCAAGGGAACUGUCUGUGAUAGGGUGACCAGAUAGCAAAUGUGAAAAAUGGGGACAGGGGGUGGGGGGUAAUAGGACCCUUUAUAAGAAAAAGACCCAAAAAUCGGGACUGUCCCUAUAAAAUCGGGACAUCUGGUCACCCUAGUCUGUGACUCUAUGGCCUGUCUAGACUGGCAAGUUUCUGUGCAGUAAAGCAGCUUUCUGCAAGUCCCGAGGUGCACACACUGACAAGGCACUUAGUGCGCAGAAACUGCACAGUUGCAGCGUUCAAAAAACCCAGCCUGACGAGAGGCGUACAACUUUCUGCGCCGGGGCUACAGUGCUGCGGUGCCAGUGUAGACACCAUGGCGAUUACAGCGCUGCAAUUGGCCUCCGGGAGGUGUCCCACAAUGCCUGUUCUCACCUCUCUGGCCACCCAUUUGAACUCUACUGCCCUGCCCACAGGUGACCAACCGUCAGCCCCAACCCCUACAUUCCUUUUGAAAUUUGAAAGUCCCCUCCCUUGCUUGCUGAUGCGUCUCAGCGCAUCUUUCCAGGUGGCCAUGCCUGCUCCACGCACCAGGCGAUCCUCCGCUUGGAGCAAUGCUGAUCUGCUGGACAUCAUCGGCAUUUGGGGAGAGGAGGCUGUCCAGUCCCAGCUGCGCUCCAGCCGUAGGAAUUAUGACACCUAUGGACAGAUUUCACGAUGCAUGACAGAAAGGGGCCAUGACUGGGACACAUUGCAGUGCAGAGUGAAAGUGAAGGAGCUGCGGAACACCUACCACAAGGCGCGGGAGGCAAACCGCCGCUCCGGUGCUGUGCCCACGAGCUGCCGGUUCUACAAAGAGCUGGACGUGAUACUCGGCGGUGACCCCACCUCCACUGCGAAGACCCCUGUGGAUACUUUGGUGGCUCGUGUGCCAGUCGAGAGUGGACCGAGCCAGGAGGAGGAAAUCUUGGACGAAGAGGGGGAGGGGGACCCAGAAGCAGAGGAUGACUCGGAGGUCAGAGAUGAAUGCAGCCAGGAGCUCUUUUCUACCCAGGAGGAGGCUAGCCAAUCACAGCAGUCGGAUCUUGGCGGAGGGCAAACAGGAGAGGAGGCCCCUGAGGUGACCCUGGGAGCCCAGCCUCCCUCUUUGUUAUCGGCGGCUGAACAGCUGCGCAGAAUUAGAAAGCGACCAAGAAGAACUAAGGAGGACUUUCUGCGUGAGGUUAUGAUGCACUAAGAAACAGGAACUGAAGGAGUGGUGGGACAGCGAGAAGAGGGACCGAAAGGAGAAUGCUGCGCACCAGAAUGAAGCCACGGAGCGGCUCUUAAAGUUUAUGGAGCACCAAGCGGACACGCUCCAGGUGUUACUAGCUCUUCAAACCGAGCAGCUCCAUGCUCGCCCUUGCCGGCAGCCACGGUCGCAAAACUCUUUCCCAUGUCCCUCCCCCCCCCACCCAUCACACUGUUAUCAACCUCCUGGCUCCAGUCUAUACCCGUGACAUUCCACUCCUCCCCCUUCACAGGCCAGCACUGUGGACUCCCACUACCCACUGCACUCAACACCCAUCCCUCUGCAGCUUGGCCCUGCUGAAGUACAGUACCCGCUGCAUUGUAUUCCAAAGGAGAAGGCUGGAUAUGAUCCCUGGACAUACACAAAUCUUUAGCCAUCCUGGGACGACGACUCCUCCUGGGACCUUCCCUUCCCGAUCCCCCUCCCUGCUGAUGUUUUUUUUUUUUGUUUGAGUCUCUCCUCCGGUUGUUGUCUUUUAAUAAAAGAUUUGUGUUGGUUUGAAAGCAA